CGCACGGCGCAGCUUCCCUGCGGUUUCUGCAGGCCGGGAGGCCGGGCGUGGGCCGCAGCCGGGAGGCACAGAGCGCCGGGUCCAGGGCAUGAGCCCGAACUGAGUCUGGAGCUCCCUGCGGGGCAGAGACUUGGGCAAGUCAGCAGGUUCGGGUCAAACAGCGGAUGAAAGUCUGGGUUCGGCACGCGCGGAGAGGGAGAGGAGGAGAGGGGGAGUCGGAGCACAGUUUCAAAGUCGGUUGCCAGAAAUACGUUGGUGUGCGGGUUGUCGCAGGCUGGAGGAGGGCAGGGUCUACGGGAAGACGGGAAGAGCAGGAAGGGCACCAGCUGGAGCAAGGUGGGAACAGACUUGAAGAAGGCAGGAAGGAGCUGGAGCAAAGUACUGCAGGGUUGUUCCACAGGUGCUCCUUGCGAGUGCCCCCAGGGGCGCUCCUGGUUGUGCGAGCACUUCCAGAGUCGUUCAGGCCCGGAUCCUGACGCAGGCUGAGCUUUGGGGCUUUGCAGGCUUUCCAUACAAAACAUGCCCGGCUGGCUGGCCCCCGUUUGACCAGCACAGGACCGAGGAGAGGCAGCUUCAAGGCCACGAACCGACACCCCGGAUGUCCUCCAACAGGUUCAUACAAGCUAAGGAAGCCACAGGGCAGGGGCUUUUCAGGAUCACCCACAAAGUUUUAAGGGACCCAUUUCUCUGAAGCAGCAGAAUCAACAGUGGAUCAAAUGCUGUGAGGAAGUAAGAGACAGCAGUCGUGAUGCAGAAGUUUUCUGAGUCUGCUUUUUAAAGCCGGGGUGGGUGCAAUUGACGUCCUUCACCUGCUGCUGAAAUUGCAUCAGAGGAGUGCCCUGAAGAAGCAUUUCGAGGGCAGGCUCCCCAAACAGACAAGCCCCCGGGCAGAAAAAUAAAAAGCCCCGAGGCUGUAGGACAUGGACAGAAAAGGCUCUGGAUGGGCAAAUGUAGAGCCCUGCUUUUUAGGCAGGGAAAGGGCCUUCAGCUCUGCUGGAAUUGUGGGCGCCUUUUCUGCCCAAACUUCUGUAGGGCUGGAUUUGGGAUGCUGCCAGGAAAGCGGCAGAGUCCGGGGCAUGGCUGCUCACCAGCUGGGCAGGCAAACCAGUUUCCAAGACUCUGUUCCAUAAACAACCCCCACACCCCAAAGAAAGUGCGCGAGAAAUACAUCGGCAAGUACAAGCAGUGGCGGCCUCCUAAAUUAGGCUGGGCUAAUCCCAGGUCUUUGAGCCAAUUAAUACAUUGAUUGCAUUCAUAGAGUUGCCAGCUACCUAAAUGUCAACACUGGUGCCUUUUUGACAAAUUUUGGAAAGCUUGGAAUUGAUGCUUGAUUAUUCAAACCGAAGCUAAUGUCUGGUGAAGGACAAGCUUUUAACACCUGCCCCAUUUUCAAUUACUGAUUACAAUUGCACACCAGACCAAGUCAGCCUUUCAAGAAAUCCUGUUGCCUUUUGCUUUAAGCCCUAUUGAUCAAAAUCGAUUCCCACCGAUUAAUCCAUAUGCGUGUGUGCCUGCCCCGUGUGGUACAGUGGAUGGGCUGUUGGACUGGGGGUCCAGAGACUGGGGUUCAAAAGGAACCCCUUUUGGUGACAAAGCCCCCCGGGUGACUUUGGACAGGUCACGGCCUCUCGGCCUGACCUACGCCUCAGGGUCGUCGUGAGGAUCAAAUGGCGAGGAGGAGAAUCUUGCCAGGCACUUCACGGUCCUUGCGAGAGCAAGAGAGCCGCGGUGUCAUGCAGUGCACUUAGAAUAUGCAUGCGAGCGUGCAGGCAAGGGCUGCAAAGGUUGAAUGCAUCACCGAUGGCUUUGGCGGGCUGAUCUACCAGCGUUAAGGUUUGCACAGCAGAAAAGAGCUUUGGAUCUGAGCCUGGCUGGGCGUCUUCCUGCGGUCCCGCGUUGCAUUUGGGGUCAGCCCUGCACAUUCAAAGCCUCCGACCGGGAGCCUUCGGUUUGCACCAUGCAGGUACUUCCGAUCGGCCGCCCUUGCGCCGCCCCACCAGCCGUGCGGCGCUCUCGGAUCUCGCCCCUCUUCCCCUGUGGAACCGACGCGCCGAGUCCCGCGCGGCUCGAGCCAUGGGCUGCUGGCUAGCGCGGGCGCCCCCUGCUGGCCGCGGAGUGUCACCGCCUCCCCGUGACCGGCCGCGUUCGUGUAAGGGGAGUUACAUAAGCAAGCAUCUGAAGGUCAAAGAAAUGCUGGGGAGGCAGGGAGAAAUGGGGAGGGGAAGCGCUGAGGCAGGAGGGGUGGCGGAGGAUGGAGAAUGACAAGCUUGCGGGGCCGAGAGGGCAAGCUGUCUGUUUGCAGGACCGGACUGGCCUUCGCACACAGACACACACACACACCCUCCUCCUCUCAAUCUCGUUUGCACUUUCCACUUUUGAGCCAUUUUCGUAGAGGACGGAGGGGUCCGAGCACGCUUGCAUAAACAUGAAAGCGCCUCGCUUUUCUGGGCUCCCAGUGCAGCCUCUCUGCCAAAGCUGUUUUUUCUGAGCAGAAGGGCUUCACGCCCCUGUACAUGGCCGCGCAGGAGAAUCACCUGGAAGUGGUCAAGUUCCUCCUGGAGAACGGUGCCAACCAGAAUGUGGCCACGGAAGACGGCUUCACGCCCCUCGCGGUGGCUCUUCAGCAAGGCCACGAAAACGUGGUGGCCCACCUGAUCAACUAUGGCACCAAAGGGAAGGUGCGCCUCCCGGCCCUGCACAUAGCCGCUCGCAACGACGACACCCGGACUGCGGCCGUCCUGCUGCAGAACGACCCGAACGCCGACGUCCUUUCCAAGACUGGCUUCACCCCCCUGCACAUCGCCGCUCACUAUGAGAACCUCAACGUGGCCCAGUUGCUGCUGAACCGUGGAGCGAGCGUCAACUUCACUCCCCAGAACGGCAUCACACCGCUUCACAUCGCCUCCCGCCGGGGCAACAUCAUCAUGGUGCGACUGCUCCUUGACCGGGGGGCCCACAUCGAGACCCGCACCAAGGACGAGCUGACGCCCUUGCACUGUGCUGCCAGGAACGGGCACGUGAGGAUCGCCGAGAUCUUGCUGGAUCACGGUGCUCCCAUCCAGGCGAAGACCAAGAACGGCCUCUCGCCCAUCCACAUGGCCUCGCAGGGGGACCACUUGGACUGCGUGCGGCUGCUGCUCCAGUACAACGCCGACAUCGACGACAUCACCCUGGACCACCUCACGCCGCUGCACGUGGCCGCCCACUGCGGCCACCACCGGGUCGCCAAGAUCCUGCUGGAGAAGGGGGCGAAGCCCAACGCGCGGGCACUGAACGGCUUCACCCCUCUUCACAUUGCCUGCAAGAAGAACCACAUCCGAGUGAUGGAGCUGCUCCUCAAGACGGGGGCCUCCAUCGAUGCCGUGACAGAGUCUGGCCUGACCCCGCUCCACGUGGCCUCUUUCAUGGGCAACCUUCCCAUCGUCAAGAUCCUGCUGCAGCGUGGGGCGUCCCCCAACGUUUCCAAUGUGAAGGUGGAGACGCCGUUGCAUAUGGCAGCUCGUGCUGGGCACUCGGAAGUGGCUAAAUACCUGCUCCAGAACAAGGCCAAGGUCAAUGCCAAGGCGAAGGAUGACCAAACCCCUCUGCACUGUGCCGCUCGCCUCGGGCACUGCACCGUGGUGAAGCUUCUCCUGGAAGCCGGCGCGGAUCCGAACCUGUCCACCACAGCCGGGCACACGCCGCUGCACCUCGCAGCCCGUGAAGGCCACCUGGACUGCGCCCGCGCCCUCCUGGACGAGGGGGCCUCCCAGACUGUCAUGACCAAGAAAGGAUUUACCCCUCUGCACGUUGCAUCCAAAUACGGGAAAGUGGACGUGGCGGAAGUCUUGCUGGACCGCGACGCCCAGCCCAACGCCGCGGGGAAGAACGGCCUCACGCCCCUCCACGUCGCCGUGUACCACAACAACCUGGACAUCGUCAGAAUGCUUCUGCCCAGGGGGGCCUCCACACACAGCACAGCCUGGAACGGGUACACCCCGCUGCACAUCGCCGCCCGGCAGAACCAGAUGGAGGUGGCCAGCAGCCUGCUGCAGUACGGCGCGUCCGCCAACGCCGAGUCCACGCAGGGGGUCACCCCGCUGCACCUGGCGGCCCAGGAGGGCCACGCCGAGAUGGCGCUGCUGCUCCUCUCCAAGCAGGCCAACAGCAACUUCGGCAACAAGAGUGGCCUCACUCCGCUCCACCUGGUGGCUCAGGAGGGACACAUCCCCGUGGCAGAUGUUCUGCUCAGGCACGGGGCCCGUGUGGAUGCGACGACGCGGAUGGGUUAUACCCCGUUACACGUGGCUUGUCAUUACGGGAAUGUCAAGCUGGUGAAGUUCCUGCUGCAACAUCAGGCAGAUGUCAAUUCCAAGACCAAGCUGGGUUACACUCCUCUGCACCAAGCCGCCCAGCAGGGCCACACCGACAUCGUCACACUCCUGCUCAAGCAUGGCGCCUCUCCCAACGAAGUCAGUUCGAACGGGGCCACCCCUCUGGCCAUUGCCAAGCGGCUGGGCUACAUCUCUGUUACGGAUGUCCUGAAAAUCGUCACCGAGGAGACCAGCUCCCUGCCGUUCGGCGACAAGCACCGCAUGAGUUUCCCAGAGACCGUGGACGAAAUCCUGGAUGUUUCUGAGGAUGAAGGCACUGCUCAUGUACCUCUCCCGGGAGAGGAGCCGCCUGGGCCCAAGGCACCUAAGCAGGAUUUGCAGUAUCAGGAAGAUGAGAGAGAAAUUGUGGAAUUUGUCCCCAAACUGGACCACACAAGGGAAGAGUCGCCCGCUAUUCCGCGGAUCCCCUGCGUCACACCGGAGACGGUGCUGAUCAGGCCAGAGGAGCCGGAGCAGCCUUCCAAGGAAUUUGACGAGGAGUCCCUCAUCCCAAGCAGCCCGGCCACAGAGACGUCGGACAACAUCAGCCCAGUGGCCAGUCCUGUCCACACGGGGUUCCUGGUGAGCUUCAUGGUGGAUGCCCGCGGAGGAUCCAUGCGGGGCAGCCGGCACAACGGUCUCCGCGUCAUCAUUCCUCCCCGGACGUGCGCGGCGCCCACGCGAAUCACCUGCCGCCUGUUCAAGCCCCAGAAGCUGCAGACGCCGCCGCCGCUGGCCGAGGAAGAAGGGCUGGCCAGCAGGGUGAUCGCGCUGGGCCCAAUGGGGGCCCAGUUCCUCAGCCCCGUGAUUGUGGAAAUCCCUCACAUUGCCUCGCACGGGCGUGGCGACCGGGAACUGGUGGUCCUGCGGAGCGAGAACGGGACUGUGUGGAAGGAGCACCGCAGCCGCCAGGGGGAGAGUGCCCUGGACCAGGUCCUCAACGGGAUGGACGAAGAGCUGGAGAGCCUGGAAGAGCUGGAGAAGAAGAGGAUUUGCCGGAUCAUCACCAUGGACUUCCCCCUCUACUUCGUGGUCAUGUCCCGCGUGUGCCAGGACUAUGAGCUGAUUGGCCCAGAGGGCGGCUCCCUGCAGAGCUCGCUGGUGUCCCACGUCCAGGCCACGUUCCCGGAAACCGCCGUCACCAAGAAGGUCAAGCUAGCCCUGCAGGCGCAGCCUGUGCCGGAUGAGCUGGUGACGAAGCUGCUGGGCAACCAGGCCACGUUCAGCCCCAUCGUGACGGUGGAGCCGCGCCGCCGGAAGUUCCACCGGCCCAUUGGGCUGCGCAUCCCCUUGCCCCCGUCGUGGAGGGAGAACCCCCGGGACAGCGGCGAGGGGGACACGACCAGCCUGAGGCUGCUCUGCAGCGUCAUAGGGGGCACAGCGCCGGCCCAGUGGGAAGACAUCACCGGGACCACAAAACUCGUCUACGCCAACGAGUGUGCAAACUUCACCACCAACGUAUCGGCCAGGUUCUGGCUGGCGGAUUGCCCACGCACGGCCGAGGCCGUCCACUUCGCCACCCUGCUCUACAAGGAGCUGGCGGCCGUGCCCUACAUGGCCAAGUUCGUGGUGUUCGCCAAGAUGAACGACGGGCGGGAGGGCCGCCUGCGCUGCUACUGCAUGACCGACGACAAGGUGGACAAGACCCUGGAGCAGCACGAGAACUUCACGGAGGUGGCGCGGAGCCGCGACAUCGAGGUGAUCGAAGGGAUGCCACUGCACACGGAACUCUCCGGGAACCUCGUCCCCAUCAAGAAGGCCGCCCAGCAGCGUAGCUUCCAGUUCCAGGCCUUCCGGGAGAACCGGCUCAUCAUCCCCGUCAAGGUCCGGGAGAGCAGCCGGGAACCAAGUGGCUCCUUGUCCUUCCUGCGGAAGCCUAUGAAGUAUGAAGAGCUGCAGCACAUGCUGUGCCACCUGAAUGUCACCAUGCCCCCCUGCUCCCAGAGUUCCGGCAGCGAGGAGCGGAGGAGGACGCUGACACCGCUGGCCCUGCGCGAGAGAUACAGCCUGCUCAGUGAGGGCACUUUGGGUUCCGUCAGCAGCACGGAGAAGGACAGGAGUGACCUGAAAAUGGCUGUCAUCGCGGAGCACCUGGGGCUCAGCUGGGCAGAGCUGGCUCGGGAGCUUCAGUUUGGUGUGGACGACAUCAACGGGAUCCGGGUUGAGAACCCCAACAACUUGCUUGAGCAAAGCGUGGCCCUGCUGAACCUGUGGACCAGCCGUGGCGGCGAGAAUGCCACCAUGGAGAACCUCUACACGGCCCUGCGCAACAUCGACCGCAGCGAGAUCAUCAACAUGCUGGAAAGCUCCACGCGGCAGAGCCGGAGCCUGAAGGGCGACAAGCGUUACGCGCACCGGGACUACUCCCUGUCGCCCUCCCAGAUGAAUGGUUACGCUUCGCUGCAGGACGAGCUGCUCUCCCCCGCCUCCCUGCAUUACGCACUGCCCUCCCCGCUGCGCGCCGACCAGUACUGGAGCGAGGUGACCAUCAUGGACGCCAUCCCCAUGGCCGCCACAGAGCAGGACGCCCUCAUGGAGAUGUCGGACAUGCAGGUGUGGUCUUCGGGGCUGACGCCCUCGCUGGUGACUGCCGAAGACUCCUCCCUGGAGUGCAGCAAGGCCGAGGACUCGGACGCCACGAGCGAAGGCCGCUUCCCGGGGCAGCUCCCGGGGGACGUGCACGGCCCGGACCCACUGGGCUCCAUGGACCUGGUCGAGGACGACACAGUGGACUCAGACGCCAUGAAUGGCCUCAUGGACUUGCUGGACCAGGAGGAAGGCCAGCAGAGGGCCCAGGCCCGUGGCUCGGAGUCGCCCGCCGUCGGCCGCGGCUCGGACAAGGGCAAGGACAGACUAGGCGACUGGGCAGCGGAGAGGUCCUUCAUCUCCAGUCUGUCGGACCUGCCCAAGCGGCCGCCACUCGGCUCCCCGCCUCUGCUGCAGCAAGCCGUGCCCUGCAAGGCGCGUGGCCGGGAACGGGAGCGGCUGGAGCACACGCGGAUCGAUUCCUCGGAGGAGCGGCAGAGCCCUCCGCCACACCGGGGCUGGGGCCUCCAGGCGGGGAGGGAGCAGGGCCUGGCCCGGUGGCUGGAGGAAGCCGGCAGCAACUUCUUUGGACACACACAGGGUAACGAGGCGCUGGCCAUCCCGGGGGAGCAGGUGACCGAGGAGCAGUUCACGGAUGAGCAGGGCAACAUCAUCACAAAGAAGAUCAUCAGGAAGGUGGUGCGGCGGCUGGACGCGGACGGCACGGGAGACGGGCGGCCACAUGAGGAGGUGACUAUCGCGGGCUCCCUGCCAACGCUGCAUGGGCUGGAGGCCAAGUCGGACGGCUUUCUGACAUACGCCGCUUGGCAGCAGGAGAGUACGAGCAGCAAGGAGGAGGUGGAAGGGAGUGCCCCGAGAUCGGAGCUGCUUGGGGGCAGGAUGGGUGCUCAGAUAGUGAAGCGAGCCAGCCUGAAAAGGGGGAAGCAGUGACACCCCAGCCCCCUCCGAGUGACCUCUUGGGAGGGCCUCACCUCGACACCAACCCACUGACCUCCGCCCCUCCGUGCCCCCACCGGGCCAGGCGAGUGGAGCUGCGAGCUCACCAGGGCAGGGCCAGCGCUCCAAGAUUCUUUAGUUAAUGGCAUGAUUUCCGUAAGAGACAUAACUUUGCUGUCGUAUUCGCAUGACCAACCGACUGCAGACGCAUGAACAGCCGUUCUUCUUCCCGUCGCCAAGCCUGGACCAGGACACCGAGGAGCGGACAAGCUGCGGAAGGGCGUGGGGGUGCCCUUCCCAAGCCCCCUUCUCGACGUGGUGCCUCGGCCCCGGGGAAGGAGCGGGCCCCACAGAGCUCGCCUGCCCCCCCCCACCCCUGCUCGGCCCUCCCACUGGCUCCGUGCUUGGCUGGGCCGUGCCCCCUCGCCACGCCUGGCGUGGGCUCCCCGCCCGUCCACUCGGCCUGGGAGGCGGGCGCAGCGGAGGGCUGCCCGGGGGCCUGGCUGCCCCUCUGUUCUCGCGGAAAGCCCAGCCUGGACAGUUGCUCAAACCUUGUGU
This is a messenger RNA of Varanus komodoensis (Komodo dragon), 8393 nucleotides long. It is a transcript of the gene ANK1, whose product is annotated as ankyrin 1. Lineage: Eukaryota; Metazoa; Chordata; Lepidosauria; Squamata; Varanidae. Gene Ontology annotation, biological process: signal transduction. The transcript has 42 exons. Gene Ontology annotation, molecular function: protein binding. Bases 2514 to 7829 code for a protein of 1771 amino acids. The record is from RefSeq and is a predicted model, not a curated record.